Molecule: messenger RNA, 4544 nt
Organism: Sturnus vulgaris (Common starling)
Lineage: Eukaryota; Metazoa; Chordata; Aves; Passeriformes; Sturnidae
Source: RefSeq, a predicted model, not a curated record
CCGCCGGCCGGUCCCGCCGAUGGCACCGCGCUGCCACCACCAAGGAGGAAGGUGCUGACCCGGUGCCCUGAAGCUCUGGCUUCUCACAGGCUCAGCAGAACGAUGCCAGCAGUCCGAGAGCCCCGUGUGCCCCUCGCUGUGCCAAUGUGACCUGUGGCACUGAGCCUGCUGCCUGGCACGUGUGGCACUGAGCCUGGUGGCCCCCACCACGUCCCUGCUGCCCGAAGAUGAGUGAUGGCAUGUGGAUCUCGCUCAGCCCCGCCGAGUUUGCCCAACUCCAGCAGUACACGGACUACUCCACCAAGAAGCUCAAGGAUGUUCUGGAGGAGUUCAAUGGGGACGGUGUCCUCUCGAGGUACAACCCCGAACAGCCCAUCGACUACGAGGGCUUCUGCCUCUUCAUGAAGACCUACCUGGAGGCAGAUGUGCCCGAGGAGCUUUGCCAGCACCUCUUCACUUCCUUCAAGCGUAAGAUCUGCCAAGCCUCCCCCGAGAGCCAGCACCAGAGCCCCGGUGUGGCUCAGCACAGCACCCUGGGGAUCAACGGGAAAAGCCUCCGAAGUGCUCUGGGACGACACACUCCCGAGCCCAAGAGCUGCCACAGCAACACAGCUGAGCCACAGCCAGCAUCCCUCACCCUGGCAUCCAUCCCCAAUGCCUCCCCCAGCUGGUCCAGAUCAUCCUCCCAGAAAUCCACCACUGGCACCACUUCUGCUCACAACUCCUCAGGCUCUUCCAAGAUCUCCUCCGUGUCUCUGCUCAACCCUCAGUCACCAGGCACGAGGAACACGGAGAAGAGGUUACCCUUCAGCCUGAGGAAAGGCCCCAGCUCCCUGAAAACCACCCCACCUCCUCCUCCCACCCCCGUGGCCCAGGUGGUCCACCUGAAGGACAUUGUCUGCUACCUGUCCCUGCUGGAGAGGGGACGAGCAGAGGACAAGCUGGAGUUUAUGUUUCGCCUCUACGAUACUGAUGGAAAUGGUGUUCUGGACAGCUCGGAGCUGGAUCGUAUCAUCAACCAGAUGGUGCACGUGGCUGAGUACCUGGAGUGGGACUCCACCGAGCUGAAGCCUAUCUUGAAGGCUAUGAUGGAAGAGAUCGAUUACAACCACGAUGGGACUGUGACUCUGGAGGAGUGGAUCCGGGGGGGCAUGACCACCAUCCCCUUGCUGGUCCUCCUGGGGAUGGAGACAAAUGUAAAAGAUGAUGGUCAGCAUGCCUGGAGGCUGAAGCACUUCAAGAAACCUGCCUACUGCAACUUCUGCCGCACCAUGCUGCUGGGGGUCCGCAAGCAGGGCCUCUGCUGCUCCUUCUGCAAGUACACAGUCCAUGAGAGGUGUGUGUCCAAAGACAUUGCUGCCUGCAUCAGCACCUACGUUAAAUCCAAGAGGAACACGAGUGUGAUGCAGCACACCUGGAUCGAGGGCAAUUCACCUGCCAAGUGUGACAGAUGUCACAAGAGCAUCAAGUGCUACCAGGGCAUCACUGGCCUGCACUGUGUCUGGUGCCAAAUCACGCUCCACAACAAGUGUGCCUCCCAUGUGAAGCCAGAGUGUGAUGGGGGCCCUCUGCGGGACCACAUCUUGCUCCCAUCCUAUAUCUGCCCAGUUGUCCUGGACAGGCAGUCCCACUGCCGACGGUCAGAGAGCGACUCCCCUGCCAGCACCAGCCCCGAGGACAGCCAGGGCUUCAAGUUCAACUCCACCACAGUGGAUGGGCAAGGGCUGCAGGUAGGUUCCUGCACAGGGCUGCAGGUGAGCUCUGCCACUGAACCCAGCAGUAGGCAGGAAUUCCCAGCUGUGUUUUCUGCCCUGCAGAUCAGCCCUCAGCCCGGGACACACCCGCUGCUCGUGUUUGUGAACCCCAAGAGUGGAGGAAGGCAAGGGGAGAGGGUCCUCCGGAAGUUUCACUACCUGCUCAACCCACGCCAGGUGUACAACCUGGACCGCGGCGGGCCCACGCCAGGGCUGAACUUCUUUCGGGACACUCCAGAUUUCCGUGUGCUGGCCUGUGGAGGGGACGGCACGGUGGGUUGGAUCCUGGACUGCAUAGAUAAGGCAAACCUGGUGAAGCACCCACCGGUGGCCGUCCUGCCUCUGGGAACGGGCAAUGACCUGGCACGGUGCCUGCGCUGGGGAGGAGGCUAUGAAGGAGGCAACCUGAUGAAGGUCCUGAAAGACAUAGAGCACAGCACAGAGGUGAUGCUGGACCGCUGGCACAUCGACAUCAUUCCUACUGACAGGGAGGCCAAUGGAGAUCCUGUCCCAUCCACUAUCAUCAACAACUACUUCUCCAUUGGGGUGGAUGCCUCCAUCGCCCACCGCUUCCACAUCAUGCGAGAAAAACACCCUGAGAAAUUCAACAGCAGGAUGAAGAACAAGCUGUGGUACUUUGAAUUCGGGACGUCAGAGACCUUUGCAGCCACCUGCAAGAAGCUCCAUGAUUAUGUUGAGGUUGAGUGCGAUGGGACCGUGCUGGACCUGAGCACCACAUCCCUGGAGGGCAUCGCUGUCCUCAACAUCCCCAGCAUGUACGGGGGCUCCAACCUGUGGGGAGAGACCAAGAAGCAGCGUGGGUACAACCGGCUGGGCAAGAAGGCACCGGAGAAAGUGCCUGGCACGGUGGUCACCGAUGCCAAGGAGCUGAAGUUCUGUGUGCAGGACCUCAGUGACCAUCUGCUGGAGGUGGUGGGGCUGGAAGGAGCCAUGGAAAUGGGGCAGAUCUACACGGGGCUGAAGAGUGCAGGCAAGAGACUGGCCCAGUGUUCCUCUGUCAUCAUCAGGACGUCCAAGCUGCUGCCCAUGCAGGUGGAUGGGGAGCCCUGGAUGCAGCCAUCCUGCACCGUCAAAAUUACACAUAAAAGCCAGGUGCCCAUGCUGCUGGGGCCCCCCCAGAAGAGCAGCUUCUUUUUCCUGAAGAGGAGAAACCGAACUCGGGAUUAAAGCAUUGUCCAAGGAUCCAGAGCCUGGAGGCACUCAGCAUCCCAGGCACCUGCCUGAUGCAGGGGUCCCCAAAUCCCCAUCCUGCAGAGGGGACAGAAACUCCCCCUUCAAGCCCAGUGGGGAUUAUUUAUCCUGGGAAGGUCUUUUAGGCUCCUUCCUGAUCACCAGAAGCCUCCUCUCAAGCUGGGAUGGAAGAAGGGGGAUAAGGCAGGCUGCCAUGCAGCGAGCACAUUUGCUGGAGCAGCACUAGGACUGGGAUUAUUUCCCCCCCCUUUAUUUAAAUACCCUCCAGCCAAGCUGCCAGUGAAUGUGCUCCUGAGGCAGCACAAAGCUCCACUUAUUUAUUUAUCAUCCUCCUGAAGACCACUUGAUGUCUCUCUGCACUGGCUUUUUCCCCCCAGUCCUUGCAAUGGGAGGAAUUAUUUAUUUCCUUAGCCUAGAGAAGCCAUCUCAGCCACUCACCUCUGUGCUGUGGGGUUUAAGAGAGAUGCAAAGAACCAUUGCUGCCAGCCCAGUGAACCAUGAGACAGGCUGGGGACAGACAGUACACAGGGACAAGCGUGGGGUGGAUGGGAGGAGACUGUGUUUUUACAGGGAAAUGGCAAAAAAGGGAUUUUGGGGGGAGCAGCCCCAGCUCUGGGCUUUGUGUUCAUAUUUAUGUAUUUAUUCAGCGAACUUUGGACAAAAAAGGGACCCUGGGGGUCACCUUUUUUGGAGCCCAGAUUGGACACAGACACCACCUCCCUUCUCUGCUGGCUGUCCUCCAUGGCACCUCCUUCCACACGGACUUUCCUCUCUCCUAAAGCCUGCCAUCCUGCACUGGGGCCUGGAGACUGGGGACAAACAUCCAGAAGCUCUUCUCACUUGAAAGUGUCCCCAGCACCUUUUACACAUCUCCUGAUGUGUUCUGCCAGGCUGGUGCUCUCCCUGUGUGACAGGUGCUGCCUCUGAUGCUCCUGGGCUGCAGGGAGUGGGGCUGAGGGAUUGCACCUCGUUUUCUCUAUGGCCAGCUCUCCCCACAAGCCUCUCCAAACCUGAGAAGCCUCACAGAUGCUGCUGCCUGCAUGACUGCUGGGGCCCUCUGGGAUGCACAGGCAGGUUUUGGUGGCAUCACCCAUGGAUGGACAGAUCAGGGGAUGCAGCUUCUCUCCAGGAUGCACAGGGACCAGAAAACAGAUGAAUGCCUGGAGUUCGUGGUGGUCUGAAUGUACUCCCAGGAGCCAGGAGUUGGCAAGACUGGCCCAUGGGAAGGAGUGCUGGUUGCUUCUGCAGUCACCCAGUGCAUCCAGCAGUGGGCCUGCAUGAAGGAUACAACCACAUCCUAAAUUACCCCUGCUCCCAGGCAGCUCCCUUGGGGCUGGUGGAGGCUCCUAUGCUGCUGGGAGCAAACUGGGAGUGCUGUGUGCCCAGUGGAUGUCACUGCAGGCAGGAAAACUGUUGCUUGUCCCCACUGCCACAGGGCUGGGACCAGUCACCCUGUCCUCCCCAGUUUCCCAGUGUCCACUCAGUCCCUCCUGAUGCUGCAGGUCUCCACUCAAUAGCAUUCCCCUGGCAGAGGGUGCUGCCAUCACCAUGUCAGAGUGAACCGUGAGCUGGAAGGGA